GGCAGUGAGUCGAGCGGUUCUGGUGGCGGGUCAAGCUGUUAGUUUAGGGUCGCCUCGGGCGCUUGUCCUCAACUUCUCCUUCCAUGAUGGACCCCGAGAGAGAAGCGGCAGCACUGGCGAUGGCUAUAGGGCCGCCGGCGGAACGGCUUCAGGAGCCAGUGACGUUCCGGGACGUGGCUGUGGACUUCACACAGGAGGAAUGGGGGCAACUGGGCCCUGCACAGAGGACCCUGUACCGUGAUGUGAUGCUGGAGACCUUUGGUCACCUGCUCUCUGUGGGGCCUGAGCUUCCAAAACCCGAAGUCAUCUCCCAGCUGGAGCAAGGGGCUGAGCUGUGGGUGAUGGAGAGAGGAAUUGCCCAGGGCUGCUGCCCAGACUGGGAGCCUGGACCUGAAGGUCGAGCGCCACCUGAGGAGCAGGGCCUUCCUGAGGAGGAGCCAUCCCAUGUCUCAGGAAGGGAAGGCUUCCUGAGGGAUGCUCCCUGUCCCACAGCACUAGGGGGAGACUGGGAACCUGAGAGCCAGGUAAAGACACCCAAGAAGGACCAGGAUAAUUUGAGGCAAUUGGAAUUUAGCCUUGAGGAAGCACCAAUUCGAGAUAGAGGCUACAGAAGUCUCGGACUUGGAGAAAACUGUGUCCUGAGUUCAGUCUUAAACCCAUUCCCGGGGAUUACUGGGAGAGAAGGUUUCUGUACUUACAACUCACAGGUUACAGACACAGAGCGUAACUCAGGCUUAGUCAGUCAGCAAAUAGGCUCCUCAGGAGAACAGCCAUGUGACAGCAGUGACUGGAGUAAAGCUUCCAGUCAGGCCAUUCCUGUUGUGGAACUCACACGCAGCCAGGUACAGGAUAAGCCCUACAAAUGCACAGACUGUGGGAAGUCCUUUAACCAUAAUGCACACCUCACAGUACAUAAGAGGAUCCACACAGGAGAGAGACCUUAUAUGUGCAAAGAGUGUGGGAAAGCCUUCAGCCAGAACUCCUCCCUGGUUCAGCACGAGCGAAUUCACACAGGAGACAAGCCCUAUAAGUGUGCCGAGUGUGGGAAGUCUUUCUGCCAUAGCACACACCUCACCGUCCAUCGGAGGAUUCACACCGGAGAGAAGCCCUAUGAGUGUCAGGACUGUGGGAGGGCCUUCAACCAGAAUUCCUCCCUGGGCCGGCACAAACGGACGCAUACUGGAGAGAAGCCAUACACCUGCAGUGUGUGUGGGAAAUCCUUCUCACGGACCACUUGCCUGUUUCUGCAUCUGAGGACUCACACUGAGGAGAGGCCCUACGAGUGUAACCACUGUGGGAAGGGCUUCAGGCAUAGCUCCUCCCUGGCCCAGCAUCAGCGGAAGCAUGCUGGGGAGAAGCCCUAUGAGUGCCGCCAGAGGCUGAUCUUUGAGCAGACACCAGCUCUAACGAAGCACGAGUGGGCGGAAGCCCUGGGCUGUGACCCACCCUUGAAUCCAGAUGAGAGGGCUCCCCGGAGCGAUAGGCCCUUCAAGUGUAAUCAGUGCGGGAAGUGUUUCAUUCAGAGCUCGCACCUCAUCCGACACCAGAUAACUCACACCAGAGAGGAGCCCCGUGGACGGAACCGGCGUCGUGAGCAGCCAUUUGGCCGAGGCUCGCACCUGGGCCAGCCUCAGCAUCAGCACCCACACUCGGGCGAGCACCCUGGGGGCGAGACAGAGGUGGGACAGCCUGCAAGCCGGGCGCUUGCUCUAUUUGACAUCCACGAAAUCAUGCAUGAGAAAAACCCGGUGCAUGUCAUCGGGGUGGAAGAGCCUUCCAUGGGCACAUCCAUGUUAUUUGACAUCAGAGAAUCCACAUAGGGGAGAAAGCCUACAGAUGACUUUUGAACCACAGGUACAAAAAUGUGUCUUUUCUUUGUUGGGGGAAAAGAACAACAGGGAAACCUAAAUGCUGCCCUCAUCCUGAGCCUGGCCAUCAGACCGUCCUCACUCAGGCUGGUGGGAUGACUCCUGGUUUGGCAUCAAGCCCCGGGCUGUGCUGAGGGGCUGUGUGAGCUGUGUGACUCCCUGUCUUUUCAGGCUCAUCUCCGCAUCUUGCAUGGGGUCUCUGCUGGAGGUCUCAGCUGUCAGUGCCAGGUAAAGCCAGACCCCUGAGGAAAUGGUUUAUUUUUAUAUGAUGCAGAACAUUCAAACAUGACCAUUUUAACGCCCACAGUCGGAAACUUCUCCUUAUCUUCUUGCUUUCCUCCACUUUUACUCCUGAGGAAAGCAAAGCUCUGACCUUUGUCUGUAUCUUCUUGACCUAAAGAAGAACACUGUGAUUGAGGUGUGAUCCUUGGUGUCUGACAGCACGAGGGAUAUAAAAACCAGACUUUAAACCUUACCUACUUUCUACCCUAAAAUGAAACAAGUCAUGGACUGUCAGUAAGCACUAUGCCUGUCCCACGGGGACACUGAGUCAUGUGCUCCAUUGUACAGAAUGGCUGCCUUUGUUUCUAUGUCUGCUGUUCCCAUGGCAGUUGCAUCCUAGUGAAGUUAAACGUAAAUCAUAAACAUCGAAAAUUGGAAGGAAGGAAAUUGAUCACAGCACAUCUCAGCCUCUAGAAAUCAGUUUCCUAUAAACAUCCUGCAGAAGGGAUGGAUGGGCAGAGCGUAGAGCUGAGUGGAAGAAACAUCAUCCUGGAAGAAUACAGCAGCAGCUCUGGCGGCUGUGUCGGGAUGAUUGACCAGAACUCUCACUGCCAGAACAUCAUGGCGAGUGUCAGAACUCUGUCCCAAAUCCUCGUGUCCAUUUUUGUCCUUUGGAUGCUGUGAGUGUCACAGCUGAUGAGUUUCCUUCAUGGCAGAGCUGGCUUCCAGGCUCUCAGAGCCAGCUGUGCUGCUCAUCUCCAGGGCUUCUACAAGACCCUCCUGAGGCUUGUUGCUCCGUGCUCCCCUUUCCUCGGGGGCUGUCCUCACGUGUUUCCCUUGUCAGCGCCCACUUUUCACAGUGACUCUGUCCUCGUACCUUGGCCUGCACCACCUUCCAUUUCAUUCUUAGCAGAUAACCUUCAUUUACCAGCUAAGAAAAGGUGUGUUUUGAGACAGAUGGUGCCUUGGUCAUGGUUCUGUGAGGUAGCACCCUUAUACAUAGAAGGAAAAUAUGGCACAGGACAAAAGUAACCAUCCCAAGGUUAUACAGCUGGGAUUGGAGGUAGACUUUGAAGUCAACACCCAGUCAACAGUGGGUUAAGCAAGUUAGGCUUCUUUUAAGCACUGUCCCUUCAGUGGGUCAGUGACGUCAGAGGCAGGGUUUUCUGCAGGGUUUUCUCAACCUUUCCCUCACGGUCGCAGGGAGACUGCUGCAGCAUCAGCUGUUGCUUCCGCAGUCAAGACCAGAAGCAGAUGGGGAAGGGCGGGCCAACACUCAUCUCUGAUGAGGUUUCAAAGAAAAGGCUUUCCCAGAAGAUGCCAGCAGAUGCCCACUUUUGCCUCAUUGGCCAAGACUAGCUCACAGGGCCACUCUUACUGACCAGGGGCUUGGAAAGCUAGUGUUUAGCUUUUCUAACCUCCGUGGUGGAGACCUCCACCCACAGGAGGUCUGGGGAAGUGGGGGUGGAUAGGCAACUAGCAGCAUCUGCCGCCUUUCUCCUCCAGUCUUUUCCUGGAAGAAUCACCAGUGCUCCCCAUUGCCUGGUCAGGUGCCACUGCCUCAGCAUCUUCUGUUCACCUCCUGGAUUGUUCAGCCUGCUUCCUGGGCCCUCCUUGCAACCCGCAGUGCCCUGACAUUCUAGGAUGCUGCACUCUUCUGGAUUCCUUCCACCUCUUGAGGGGCUUCUUGUUCUCCCUCACCUCUUAAAUGUUGGGGUCCCUGGGGUGUUGUCCCAGGGGCCCAUCUUGUGCUCCACACCUUCCCCAGAUGUCCUCAUCUGCACCCAUGGCUCUGCACUGCUCACUCCCAAAUCCUGGUCUCUGGUGCUGAGUCCUGGACUUCAGGCUGGAACAGCAGCAUUGUGCUGCUGGCAGCUCCCCCUGGAUGUGCCAUGAGCUUCAAGAACAUAACCUUCCCAGAACAAAAUGUCCUUUUCCAAUCCAAACCAGCCCCCUUCCCCUGGGCCAUUUCAUGGAGCAUGUGGCCAUCCACCAGUCCGUCCCUGAAGGCAGGAGAUAGUUGUCCUGUUGAUCUUAGUGUCUAAACAUCUCAGCUCUCUUCCCUUCAUCCUGUUUCCACUACCAUCGCCAGUGCAGGAUGGCCCUGAGAAGGGAAGUGACAUGUCACCAAGGGGCCCAGCUGCCAGAGCCCCACUUUUGACUGUGCCUCCACCUCACUGCCCCAUCAGUCGUGUAGGAUGCGGGCUCAGGAAUGCUCCAACUGCCAGUGCCCUCUGGGAAGGGAGACGCAGCUGUAAUUUCCUGGUUCCGGACUGCUCUGGAGGCCGGGCCUCAAUUGCCCUGUGGCCUCCACCUUGGCCCCCAAAAUGGCAGCUCCUGAAGGGUUAUGGUUCCACAGUUCUCAGAGUGGACUCUGGGUGGACCGAGGUCACGGUGCCCUCACUGGGUCAGCUAGGAACAAGCUUGUCACUGUUGGCACUUGCCUCCCUCUCCUGGCAAGCACAGAUCUUUGCAAAUUUUUCCACUUUUCAUUUCUAAUCACCUUUUCUAGGCAUAUAUUCCUACUGAUUUCCUUAUAGAAAUUUUGAAACAGAUAAGAAACUCCUCAGGGGAAAUUACUAUAAACUAGGGAAAAUGCAUGGUUUUAUCAGUUUAUGGAAGUAAUGCAAAUUAAUUAUAGCAAAACCUGGAAAAUGCACAAAAGUAAAAGAAUACACGAAAGUAUGAAGAUUUAUUUAAAUUUUAAUCCCUCAUACUCCCACCAUCCAGAGCUGGUCAUUACUAUUAAGAUUUUCUUAAUUUUCCUUGUAAUUUUUUCUUGAACGCGUGUAUGUACAUUAAAUCUUAUACACACACAAAAUAUAUAUGUGUAGUUAUCUUGUGUUUAGAAAAUUGGAAUCCCUUCUAGUUCUCCUGUAACACUUCUUACUAUAUUUUGAGCAUUUUCCUCUGACAAUAAAUUUCAUGUAGCUUUUUAAAUAAACUUUCAGGAGAAUUGUAGCAAUGUGACCUCCACUCAGCAUUUUACUAGCCUUGACUUUUACCCAAAAAGGGGAAGAGAGUUUCCUCCGCAUUUCUAGGGGGAGUAUGAAUUGACACAGCCUUUGUAGAGGGCAGCUUAUCAGUUGCCAUCUAAAUUAGAAACACAAACCCUUUGUCUCAGCAGACCUGUUGCUGGGAAUGCAUCCUACAGAUAUAUUUGUACACGUGCAAACUGUUUGUACAUGGUUGUCACUGUGGUAUUGAGUUCAAAAGUAAAAAUUUGGAGGGCUGGCCCCGUGGCCUAAGUGGUUAAAUUCUUGCACUCCGCUUCGGCGGCCCAGGGUUUCAC
Equus quagga is the source of this 5382-nucleotide messenger RNA. It is a transcript of the gene ZNF8, whose product is annotated as zinc finger protein 8. Gene Ontology annotation, molecular function: RNA polymerase II cis-regulatory region sequence-specific DNA binding; DNA-binding transcription factor activity. The transcript has 5 exons. The record is from RefSeq and is a predicted model, not a curated record. The coding region runs from base 84 to 1820 and encodes 578 amino acids. Gene Ontology annotation, biological process: regulation of transcription by RNA polymerase II. NCBI's taxonomy places the organism in Eukaryota, Metazoa, Chordata, Mammalia, Perissodactyla, Equidae.